AUGGCGAACCAAGCCACAUCCAGCCAGCGACCCUCGACCGCAAAGGUCACUACCACCAAUACAGCCCCAGCGACCACCAGCAAUGCUGGCCGAAAAAGACGUUCGUGCCUGAUGUGCAGUAAGAGGAAAGUGAAGUGCGACAAGCAAAAGCCAUGCAUCUGCUGCGUCAAGGCUGGGAUUGAAUGCGUCUUCCCGGUCACCGCUUCGAGCCGGGCGGAGAUCGGAGGCACCCCGGAGCUCGUCGAAAUGCUUCAACGGCUUGAAAAGGCUGUACAGACAUUGGGCCCGAGGAACUCUGGGAAUACCGAAGGCGAAGCCACACUACGUCCAGGGCAUGAUUCAUCCUCUCAUGAUGACCGUCAAAUCGAUCCGAGGCAAUCCUUGGGCCCUAUCACCGCAACGGGGGAGCCAGCAACUGAAGCUGGCGCCCAAAUAUGCGAUCAGGAGAACGCAGUUGAAGUCGAGAGUACGAUCCAAGGUCAAAGGCCACAUGGCAAAGCUCCAAGUAUAUCAUCCAGCCACGCGGAGAGUCCCGGUAAGAUUGUUCGGGACCAUGGUCGAGACACGUACGUGAGACGCUGGUUCUGGGACGACGAAAACAAUGGGAUGGAAAGUGGCUCUCUGUCAGACACGGACAGCGACGAUAUGCGUCAGGACCAGGAUCCGAACCAAAAUGCCUCGACGAGCCAACACCCCGAAAUAAUAGGCAGCUCGAGAGAAACGAUCAUUCAGAUGGUGUCAAAGCAUAAAAUACAUCUUUGGACCAUCUACAAAGAAAGAGUCGAGCCAUUGACGAAGCUGUUGCAUCUACCGUUACUAGAACAUACCCUUAUGGAAUCGGAUCUAUUGGACUCUCCCGAUAGCAAGCAGUGCGUUCGCUUAGCAGUCUACUACGGCGCCGUAACCAGUUUGAGCGAAGAGGAAUGCGUCAUCAAAUUCGGUAACGGCCAAGCGCAAGUCUUGUCACGCAUGCGCGAGGAACUGGAAGGACUGUUUGCCAAGGCCUUGCUGCUUCAUACCGGCGACAUCCGACCCCUACAGGCCCUGACUUUAUACCUCGUGUUUCUUCGACACCACGAGCCGCGACUUUCAUGGAAGCUAUCAGGCUUGGCUAUCAGGCUGGCCCAGAACUUUGGACUGCACCGAGAAGACAGCUUUCGUGGGCUCACGAAAUUCGAGAUGGAGAUGCGUCGGAGGCUGUGGUGGCAACUGGCUACCAUGGAUGCGCCGUCAGCAGAGGAUUACUCUGGGGAAUACAACUUGCUGGAGAUGAGUAGUUUUGAUACCCGUCCUCCCCAGAACCUAGACGACGCACAACUCAAUCCUACGAUGACAGAAUACCCACCGGAACCCAAAGGCAUCACUGAAAUGACAUUUACACUGGCUAGUUGUCAAAUCACUAGCAUGUACCGCUGCAUAGCUGACUCUAGGAGGAUGUGCGGCAACACGGGUAAAGGCUACGGUGAACUCACGCCUCAGGAACGGGCAGACUGGAUUGAGGCUUGCGAGUCCAGCUUCUCUGAGAGGUUCCUCAGAGACUGUUCUCCGACAAAUCCUUUUCACUGGAUGCUCUUCCACAAAGUCAGACUGCACGGAUGCAACCCCCUUCAAGACGCCGGAGCCAUGUUGGAAGAAACCCGCGAAAGACUUUUUCUCGUCGCAGUCGAAGUCAUUGAGCUCAAUUACAAACUUCGGACUGAUCCGCGGACACGCCCAUGGCUCUGGCUCUUCAGCUCUUACACUCAGUGGCAUGCAUUCUCGCUGGUGCUCGUGUGGCUACGGACGAAACCACUGUGUCGGAACUCCCGCCGAGCAUGGGAAGCGGUGGAGAAGGCCAUCGUGCUGCGAUGGGAGCACCCCGCCUCACUUCUGAAUGGCAGGAGACCCCAGCAGUGGCGAUCCAUUAUCAAGCUGCUGGAAAAAGCACGCUCCGCACGACAAGAGGCUCUGACAACCAUACCGGCGAUCGCAAACCACUGCCAGGCCGACUGUAGCAAGUGCAACUGGUCCUCCAAGUCCUCCAGCUACUACAACCAACGCCUCGUCUUCGGCGACGCAGCUCAACGACAUAUUUCAAAGUCCUUGGCAUCUUUCGAGCCAUGA
Diaporthe amygdali is the source of this 2103-nucleotide messenger RNA. RefSeq lists its product as uncharacterized. The record is from RefSeq and is a predicted model, not a curated record. The transcript has 5 exons. Lineage: Eukaryota; Fungi; Ascomycota; Sordariomycetes; Diaporthales; Diaporthaceae. Bases 1 to 2103 code for a protein of 700 amino acids. Gene Ontology annotation, molecular function: DNA binding; DNA-binding transcription factor activity, RNA polymerase II-specific; zinc ion binding. Gene Ontology annotation, biological process: DNA-templated transcription; regulation of DNA-templated transcription.